Molecule: messenger RNA, 6231 nt
Organism: Mercenaria mercenaria
Lineage: Eukaryota; Metazoa; Mollusca; Bivalvia; Venerida; Veneridae
Exons: 10
Coding region: 479-2299 (606 amino acids)
Source: RefSeq, a predicted model, not a curated record
UUAACAAUUGGAGAAACAUGUUUCACUUUCAUAUGAUGUAGCACUUAGAUAUACUCGCAACUAGUUGCGGAUUCGCCUGUAUCUUAUAAUCGUUGAUUCAACAAAUCUUUCCGCUUCGGGAGCACUUUGUUUCCUAGAGGCCAAAAUAGGAAGUAAUGAUAGCGAUACAAAUUAAACACAACUGCAUAAAAGUAAAUCGUUAUCUUUUUUGAUGUUUAAAAGAAACAUGCGUUGUAAAAUAUAUAUAUAGUAAUGUCACGAUGCAUGAUUUUCUAGAUGAGUAAUUAGAUACGCUUUAUGACUUUCGUAUGUGAUGUAAAUUAAGUUUAAUUAAUCUUAAGUAUUUGUGUUUAUCUAAACACACAUUUACCAUAGUACAAACUGCUAAGGAUGCGACACGUCCUGUUAGAUUUAAUAUCGUUAAUGUAUUGUGUAUUAUUUGUUUAAAGAGUUUUAUUAAGGAAAUAUAUAGCGCAUUAUGUCAAAGAAUGUGUUACUACUUGGAAUUUUGACAACGGUGUUGGGUCAAGGUACAUUUUACGUGCCGUCGAAUAAAUCAUAUUGGGCCGAUUAUGGAAAGGAAUGUGUACCGGCAACACCAAAGGUCGACGCUGCUAUUAGCAAUUCCUCAAAUGUCUAUGAUGUUGAUAACCUUAUAAUAGAUCUUCCCGAUAAUGAAGACGUAUGGGUAGGAUAUUAUCAGGUAGUGAGAGUAUUUGAAUAUAUUGGAUGUGUCGAGCAUCGUUCCUUCUUUGCAAUUGACCCGCAGUUUAUCAAAAUAAAAGGCGAUCCAGGACAUUGCUUUCCCGGCUGCAGUGAAAGUACAAUCAUCGGCGUGACUAAAACUCGGUGUUACUGUCUUGGAGAUGUAUAUAACUUAACAAAACAUACACAAGCAUGGUGCACAGACAAAUGCAACAAUCCUGCUGUUGCAUGUGGUCAAGAUAGGGCACCAGUGAAAUACAGCUACAUAUCAAUAUACAAAAUCAAUCCACAUGUUACAGCCAGUUCUAUUCAACCCGUAAAGUUAACGUCUCCGGGGAACAGGGAUUGCCUACAUUUAGAUCCAAAUGUUCCAAAAACAUUCUACUGGGAUAUAUGUACGUUUUCUCGCAAAGCAAUGUGUUUCUAUGAUGGUCGCGUUGAGAACGUAAGAUGCAAAGGCACGUCAGAAUAUUGUUCGUGGAUAGAUGCCGCAAAUACUUGCUUUCACAAUGGACGUUUCCCAACAUUAUAUUCAAAUUCAAAGGAUGUUAUGAAAGGAACUAAAGCACAGUUAUGGACUGGACUUUUCAAAACAAAUGUAGUUUACAAAUACAAUGCAAAUAUUCCAGAGGAAAGGAGACACGAUAAAAAGCAACUCGGCUAUUUGACAAAAGAGGGAAACACCAGUGUGAAAUUAAGGUUUGCAGAGGCCGAUUCGAUGAAAAGACUACUUUGCGUACAAGACAGAAACAGGAAAAAGACACAAAUGACUCAUGUAACAAAGAGCGAAUCAUUAUCGGUAAAAACAACACAAUUUUCAAGUUCUGCUUCUCCAGCUUUGCCGAAUACAAGUAAUACAGCUGGGGAUAACUAUGGUAUAUACAUCGCUGUAGGAGUUUCGGUAUCUGUGAUACUUAUUGCUGUUGCCAUAGUUUUGCUGAUAUGUUUCGUAAGGAGGAGACGAAAAACGGCCAGCCAAGAAUGUUCCCGUAGCCACAACAAUACAACCUACCAAACAACUGAAACUGAUAACGACAACCUCGAGCUUGCAAUGCCAAAUGAAUCUCAAAGUAGAAAUGACUACUUUAUCCUGGAACCGGGACGAAAAGAACACGACAAUAUAAGUGUAACGUACGAUACAGCAACUGAAGAUACUGUCUACGAUACAACAGAUGUCCGUCAAGAUUCUGUAACAGCUAAGUCAGAAAAUGUAUAUAAUAAACUAGAUACGGAUAAAGAUACAACAUAUGAUAAGGCUUUUGCUGGAAGCGGACCUAAGUCUGCAUUUCCCAAUGACAAGGUCAUUGACGAUGCAGGCAUGUACGAUUCAAGUACAGUGGCAAAUAAACCAAUUUGUUUUGAUGGACAAGCCGAUAGCAUUUAUAAUAAAUCUGAUGAUAUGGAUGAUGGCGAGUAUCAUCAUUUAGGCGGUAAUGUAAAACAAUCUAAAACAGAUAACAUUUACGGCAUUCAGGGGACUAAAAGUAAAGAUCAAGCAUUAUGUGAUGACGAUUCAACGUAUAAUUGCAUAACAAAUGACAGCACAGAGACUGUAAAGACCGAUGAUACAUAUUCAAGUUUUGGUGCAAAAUAAAACAAUGAUUUAUAAUCUUCCGAUUGUAUGUAUUAAACGUUGGUUAUUGCAUACCUUACGGCAGAAACGUUGAAUAUUUAAGAACGAAUAUAGUUUUAUUUAAUUUAUUUAGUUAUUUACCACAAUCCUAUUUAACAUAUUACAGUAAUGAAAAUUCAAUAAACUUUGGGCGAUAGUAAAUGUUUUUAAAAAAUUGGUAGACAGAGAUGAUACAUACAAAAAGUAUGUUUUGAAUAUGCCUCAUGAAACAAACUAUUUGAAAGACUAUUUGUUUCGACUGAUAUAGACUCAGAUUGAUAAACUGACUGAUGGAUUGAUUAUUUAUUGACGAACAUUUGUAUUAAUAAAUUAAAUAGUUUGUUUCUGUAAAUAGUAUAAUAUUCCAAGACUAGUACCACAAAAGCAUGCAAUCUGUAUAUUAGAAAUACUCGCUCAAAUAUGAAGUGAAGAUUUUCAAUAUCAUGGAUAGGUAUUUUUUACCCAAUAAUAUAUUUUUUUCUAUAUAAAGAGUGUUCGCACAAUUCUUGCACUGUGUCUGAGCAUUUCGAAAAUAGAACUUGUAAAUAUGUUGGGGUAGAUAAAUACAUGGGUUCAACAGAUGCAAUUUCUUUGAAAUAGAUGAACAUGCAUAUUCAUGUUAUGCUUCAAUGUUAUUUUCAUAUAAAUUGUUAAAUUCUAGGGACAAUACGAAAAUAAGUGACUGAGCGAAAACAAAAUAAAUUGCAGGCUCGUUUUGAGUGAGUCAGUUUAUUGGAGGUAAUGAAGCAGUCCUCGCGCCCUCUAGCAUCGGCUCAAGCGGAACUCUAUUAUACAAUGAAUAUGUUUAAAAAGCAAUUUCACCGGAAAAUUUAGGUCAAGGUGGAUAGCUUCUUUAAAUGACGACCCGGGAAGGACUAGAACCCACAGAGAUGAGGUCCAAGUGAUUCGAAGUCUUGUACUUAACUUCUCGACGAUGAAAUCCCAUGACAAACCAAACGCUUAAUUGUAACACAUACAGAUUUACUCUCGUGAUUGUUAAUACUUUGUUUAAAUCAUGUGUAUGUUUUAUGAAACAUAUGAAUCCAUUUAAUUCAGCACACAUCAUUACUUCCAUACAAAAAGUUUAUCAACUAAAUCCUGUUCGUACACAGUACACUGUAGACAAUAAUCUAGAAGUGGUUUGGUUCAAUGGUAAAUAAAAAUGAAAAUAAUAUGCUUGAGGCCUUUAUUUUUAAGUCAAUUAAAUAUCUUCCUAUCUUUUUCUUUAAUUGAACCAUUUGCUUCUGGAGAUUUUGAAACAGAACGUAUAAAUGCAGGUACCAGAUGUCAUUUUUGAUCUCUUACUAGUACCAGUUAACGUUCGUAUAUGUACACAGGGGACUGAAAAUUAUGAAACUGGGACAGAAUAACAAAAAAAAAAACAUUAUUACAUGACUCCUUUAAUCGUCGGCCGACAGUUUGAAUUACAUUACCAGUAUAUAUUCGACGCGUGUUGACUGGGCUGAUAAGUCAAAAUGUCAUAAUUAAAAAAAGAGAUAUGUUUAAACUUUAAACUAUUAAUUCUACGACUUUUUUGUCGACCAAGAAAUCAACUGAAACAUUCAUUACUUUUUUCUAUAUUCCGUAAUGUAACUAUAAAUUAGGUAUUAAACUCAAUAAAUCAGUUUCUUAAUUACGUUUUGUUUUAUUUGAUUGCUUCUUUAUUGUUGUCCAUUAUUACGUUUUAUCUAUGUAUUUUUGUGUAUAUAUUAGCUAUGUAUACAUCCGUGCACACAUCCAUGCACUAAAUACAGAUAUAUGACCUGAGAGCUACCUUUUUAGACAUGGGUUUUCCUAAUGGAUAUUAAUCCUUUGUUUUGUGAGACCGUAAAAUGCCGUCAUUUAUGGGCAUGAUAAAGCAUACUUUUUUUUAACUUCAGAAAUACAUGCGUUAUGGUAAGGCACUUAUGUGCUCAUUAAUAAAAUGUUAACUGUUGAAAUUUGAUACUAAACAGAAACUAGUGCACGAAAAUAAAUUUUCAGGUAUUUCAAGUAAGAUUUUCACAUUUGAAUUCAUGAAAUUGUAAACGGCUGUUAAGAAUGUGAACUAUAGUAGGUGGUAGACUAAGAUAUGAGAAAUAUGUAUCAAUAUGAUGGAUAUAAAAUGAAGAAACAUAUACAGUCAUCAUUUUGUAACAUUUAAAAAUAUCGUUAAAUACCUUUUAUAUCAUUUGUAAUAUGGCAAAACAUAGAGUUAAUGACUACACUGUACUAAGACAUUGUAUGUCAAACUACUUAAUAGAUUUUAAAUUAAUAGUACCAAAACGAUAUAUUUAUAGAUACAUGGAUUACACUGAACAUCAAAACAACAAAUACUAAAUAUUAUUCAAAACUUACAGGAAAAUACUGAGUGCAUUCUAUAAUAGGUAAAGAAAGAAGACAUUUUGACAUCUCAGCAGGAAAAGCUUACAUGUGACAAAACGAAUACUAAUAUUAGAUGUGUGUCUUUCAACACUGAAUUUAUUAAACUCGUUGAAUAAAAUUGAUGCAAUGCUAGACAGAGCCUCGCAUUUUAUUAUUAUUUUCAACUCGUCCAAUAUAAAAGGACAUUUCUGUAAUAUCCUCGAUUAACAAUAGUUCCUAUAUCUGAGUGUAUUUCAUAAUGUUCCAGUAUAUCUAGUCAUAUUCCAUUACUUAGUACAAUGUAGUCAGUGUCUUUACUUUUUUAAAUAAAGUGUUUUGUAUAAUUAUUCUGUCAUGCUUUCAAAUGUUUCAGGAUGGCUACAGUAUUUUUUUUUCAUUGCAAAUCCAUCAAGUUAACAUAUAUUUCUUAUUUCUUAGUUUGCUAUCACGCUAUUGAUAACCUGUUAAAGUUCUUUUUCUAAAUAACUGUAUAUUUUCUUUUUGUUUGAUGGAUUAAGUUUAGCACCUUCUUGAUAUAUUAAAACUUUAAAACAAUAAUCAUUCUGCGUUUAUGCCAAACCGUCAACACCGUAAUACGUUUAUAUUGUGCCCAUUUACUUCGCAUGUACCUCAUUCUUUCAUGGUGGAACCGUGUCCGAGUAAGUGCCAAUCAACCUCCAUGUCAUGAACUUUCACGAUUAAAAUAUGUACUGCUAAAUAAUAUGUCCUCUUUUUUGUUCUGCAGUAGUAGAUUAGAGAAAAACUUAUUUACUCUCGAUAACAGAGAGAGAGAGAGAGAGAGAGAGAGAGAGAGGGGAGAGAGAGAGAGAGAGAGAGAGAGAGAGAGACUCAUAGCCUUUGAUCCAUUGUUAAUAUGAAAACUGCAAAUAUCUCUAUGGCUGGGAAACCUACAUUUGUAAAACCUACAUUUGUAAACAAAAUUAAGUGUUUCGUUGCACUUAGCUAUACUUGCAGCUUAAUACGGAUGUAUUUGUACCUACUACACUUGAUAUCCAAAUAAUCUUUCCGCAUCAAAAGUACUUUCUUUCCUGCGGAAAAAUUAGUAACGCUAACACUUAAUGUAGAAAGUAAAUAUAUGUACAAAAUGUUGUUAUAUUAAGACAUGAGUAAGCGAGGGGGGUUUUACGGCAAAUUGACACUAAAAAUGUCAUAUAUCGCCGAAAAGAAGUUUCUGGAAAUGAAAAUGGAAAGAUAUCUCCAAAUACAUUUAUAUAUAUUCAUUUAUAUACAUGUAGUAUUAAAUAUAUCAAUUGUAGACUUAAUACUAAUCGCAAUAGCUGUGAAUUAAAAUAUUUCAUGCUCAGAUUUAAUGUUAGAUACGUUCUGUUUUAAAAAGAAUAAGAUAUUGUCGACAUAAACUGUUUCAAACAUCUCAUUCAAAGAUUGAACGAUAAAUGUUUUUACGUUUUGUUUUAAUUCUGUAGAUUGUAGUUUCAAAUUAGAUUAUGGUGGUAUGACUUUUGAUAGUUUAUUGAGACUAAGUACAUAUACAUUGUAGUAACAGUUCAAAUUGUCAAGGAUGCGACACACAUCCUCUUGAAGUUUACAUC